Messenger RNA from Gryllus bimaculatus (two-spotted cricket), 1548 nucleotides. The record is from the annotation of a GenBank genome assembly. Lineage: Eukaryota; Metazoa; Arthropoda; Insecta; Orthoptera; Gryllidae.
CGGGAUCCGCGGCGCUGGCAUCCGAGACGAUGCCCUAUAUUCGCCCCGUCGCCGCCCCCGCCGCCGCCGCCCCCCGCCGCUGCCCCCGCAGCCGUCGCCCGCGCCGCGCCGCGACGGCAUCGACCACCGCAGCGCCGGCCCCCUCGACAUCUCCGACGGCAUCGCAGUAAAUAUUCAAAGAAGAACCUUCACCCAUUGGCGGCAUUUGUAUCCAUUACGACGAUCGGCUACCGCCUGGGCUACAGGCAGGUUCCUGGCCGAAGACUGGCGUGUGAAGUUGUUCGCUCCCGGGCAGGCGAAGCGGCUCCCAGGGCGCGUGCGUCGGAGAUCACGGUGCUGCUGGGCGAGCUGGACACGCAGGACACGGGCUCGGUGGCGGAGCCGCUGCCGGCGGCGGCGCACGCCGUGCUGCGCGCGCACGUGCACCCGCGCUUCCAGUGGCGCGCCGCGCAGCCCGACCGCUUCGACGUGGCCCUGCUGCGCCUGGCGCGGCCCGCGGCGCUGCGCGCGCACGUGCUGCCCGCCUGCCUGCCGCGCCCCGGCCAGGCCUUCAAGGGCCGCAUGGGCGUGGUCGCCGGCUGGGGCAAGACGCACACGGGCUUCGGCAAGCAGGGCACCAACAUCCUGCACAAGGCGGCGGUGCCCAUCCUGAGCGACGCGGAGUGCCUGGCGUGGCACCGGCGCAAGCGCAUCGCGCUCGAGCUGCACCCGGAGAUAGAAAGGAUUAAUAAGGAAAUUUUCAAUGCGCGAGGCGACUCCGGCGGGCCGCUGGUGGUGAUGAGCGAGGGCCGCUGGACCCUGGCCGGCAUCACGAGCGCGGGCUUCGGCUGCGGGGUGGACCACCAGCCGGGCAUCUACCACGCCGUGUCGCACACCGUCAAGUGGAUCGCCGCGCACCUGCAUGCCGCCGGGUAGCGCCUCUAGUCACCAGCCCCGCCCCCCGAGCCACCGCCUCAACGUUACCGCACCGAGAAGACACUCCCCCCCCCCGUUCCUUCGAUGCCCGACACUCACUCCUUGGUAUUGGCUACUUUACCAAAGCAGUGAAUUCACGGAGCGCUACUCCGCACGGAUGCGGUUUUAAUUUGAACGUUAACGUCCCUACACUGCUGCGAACAGUGGAUAUGUUGAAACUCUCAUGAAAAGUGUCUGUGCAGUCGUUUCGUACAGCAUUGAGAAAACACUCUGUUAUUAUUUAUUUGAAUAUUUAUUUUGCUCGCUUUGUGAACUGUAUAUUGUGUAAAGAUACGAAUGAUAUGAUUCUAUUGCGUUUAUACACCGUUAAAUAGUCACAUAAAACAAGCUACGAGAAAAUUCCACAACAAAGAAUAAGAGUGAGUGGUUUCUAUACCAAAUGCACGAUAAGAAGACGAUUAAGAAGUUAAUAAUGGCUGAUAUAUAACGUAACUACUCUUGAAAACCUUGUGGAACCACGUUGUGACACCAAUCUAUUAAAGAAUAUUCCAUCAGUAUACAUCAUUCAUGUAUUAACGCGCACGUUUUCUUGAGCCCUGGUAUCCCUGCCUCCUCCCAUCCAACAUCAGUUGA